AUGACGACGAGGGCGGAGGCGGAGCGCGACGUGAAGCUCCUCGUGAGCUUAGUGGCCAUGGUCUUCGUGGGCCUCGGCAACAAGAUCUUCCAGAAACUGCAGACCAUCCCCAUGCACAACUACCCGACGUUCCUGAACCUGCUCACCACGUUCGUCUACAUUCCUAUCAGCUUCGCGUACAUCCUGCCGAUGAUCAAGUACGGAAGUGCCAUCACGUGGGACCAGCGUAGCAUUCCAAAGCGCAAGUUCGCGGUCAUGGGAGGACUCGACUCCAUUGCCGGAAUCCUGCAGGUGUUUGCAGCCACGUACCUGGGAGGAUCCCUUAUCAUCUUGCUGGGCCAGGCUGCGAUCCCCAUUUCGAUGCUGAUCUCCAGUCUGCUGCUCAAGGCCAAGUACUCUGGCUACCAGUAUGUUGGCGCAGUGGUCGUUUCACUGGGUCUGCUCAUCGUGCUCGGGUCUGGUGCCUCUAGCAGCAGCAGUGGCACCAAUCCGCACCUCGUCGUGCUGUGGUCUGUUGUUAUGAUAGUCAGCUGCGUCCCUAUUUGCCUGUCCAGCGUGUUCAAGGAGAAGACGCUGGGCGAGGCGGAGCUAGAUGCAGUCUACCUGAACGGCUGGAUCGCUGUCUUCCAGUUCCUGUUUGCAAUCCCGCUGACGUUUCCCGCGGCAAUGGUUGGCGAUCACCCAGUUACACCCAGAGAACUCCCAGAAAAUCUGUACGACGGCUUGAUGUGCUACCUGGGGCAGAACACCAUCACUGAGGGUGGACACAAAGACGACUGCGAGAAGGCCACCAUUUACGUGACGGCGUAUCUGCUGUUCAAUGUGGCAUACAACCUGCUGAUUAUCCUGAUUCUCAAGUUCGGCAGCGCUAACAUCCUCUGGCUGGCAAGUGACGCUGAAGGGGAUUGUUUCAGGUAUUUUUUUAACCGUUGUGUUUUGUGUUGUGUUUUGUUCCAGGCCAUGACAAUUAUGGUUCCGCUCGGCAACGUCGCUUUCACGUUCCCAUUCAUGCCGCAGCACCAGCCACUGCACGCGAAGGAUAUCGCGGGUUUGUUGUUCAUCAUGUCGGGGCUCUUCGUGUACCGGUUCCUGGAGGAGCUCAUGGACUCGUGGAACAAGCGGAAGCCCGUCUACCCGGACGAGAAGGGCCCGGCGGUUGACGAACUCAAGCGUGCGCUCAUCAGCAGCGACAGCGACACCAGCGACGACCUGGAGCGAGACGUGUAG
Molecule: messenger RNA, 1227 nt
Organism: Phytophthora sojae
Lineage: Eukaryota; Oomycota; Peronosporomycetes; Peronosporales; Peronosporaceae
Exons: 4
Coding region: 1-1227 (408 amino acids)
Source: RefSeq, a predicted model, not a curated record